Messenger RNA from Camelina sativa (false flax), 1603 nucleotides. The record is from RefSeq and is a predicted model, not a curated record. Lineage: Eukaryota; Viridiplantae; Streptophyta; Magnoliopsida; Brassicales; Brassicaceae.
UUCUAUUUUUUAAUUCCAAAAUUAAAAAGCAACCGUCUUCUUCAUUCAGGAGAGAAAAUUAGGGGUUUUUGGGGAGUCAGUGAGAGUGGGAGUCAAAUUCGACGUAGUCUCGGCCAUGGAAACACAGAAGAGAGAGAAGAAGAAGAAGAAGAAGAAGAUCUCAGAUGAUCUGAGAUCCACAGACCCGAUUCCACAUGAUCUCAUCCCGGAGAUACUCAAAGCAUCGACUGUUGAAACCCUAGCGAGGUUUCGCUGCGUAUCGACGCAGUAUGCAUCACUCAUUCGCAGCCGAGAUUUCAUGAAAUCGUACUUGAACAAGUCCUCCUCGACUCGUCCCAAAAGUCUCAUGUUCACAUUCGAGAGCAAGCCGCACGGUAAGCAUUUCUUCUUCUCAGCGAUCCAGCCUCCUCAACAAAAUCGAGGUGAAUCAUCAUCAUCAUCAUCCUCUGUAGCGGUUUACCAUAUGAAAUGUCAUUCUCAACCCUACAUAACCGUUGCUCCAUCUGUUCAUGGUUUGAUUUGUUACGGACCUCCUUGUAAACUCAAUGUGUACAACCCCAGCAUUAGACGAUACAUGACUCUGCCCAAGAUUGAUUCUCUGAGGAUCGAUAUGUACCAUUACUUGGGUUAUGAUCCUAGCAGUGGUGAUUACAAAGUUCUCUGUAUGACCAAAGGAAACCCUGUUGGUAGGCGUCGUGGUUUAGCUCAGGAGCUUCGUGUUUUGACAAUGGGAAGAAAUGGGAAUUCUUGGAGGAUGAUUGAAGAUUUCCCUCCUCACUCUCCUGAUUCUCAUGAGAUUAGUAUUGAUGGUGUUUUGUACUAUGGGGCUUUUCUUGACAUCGAUCCGAGCUAUCUCGGCAUGUAUCAAGCAGUUAUGAGUUUUGAUGUUAGCUCUGAAAAAUUCCAUCUUAUAGAAAUACCAGAAACUGCAAUCUUUACAAAGCUGACAAGCUACAAGGGAAAGCUUGCUCUCAUACACUCGCCUCCUAGUACUAGACCUCAUACUGUUAGAAUUGAGUCAUGGGUUCUACUGGAUGCUAAGACACAUGAAUGGUCGAAGAGGGUUUUUGAUGUAGAUCUCCCCGGAGCUGAGUUGGUUUUCAGAGUCUUCUGUCUCACUGAUGUAGGUGAGUUUGUUUUGGCACAAAAAUCUUUGUCUGCAGAACGUUUUUAUGUUGUCUAUUAUGAUCCAAAGAAAAACAGUGUGAGAAGAGUCUACAUAGAAGGAAUCAAAGAACUCAACCUUCCACUUUGGGAUAAAGAUUCUAAUCGUUGUACAAUCUCUAUCUUUCCUGGUCAAGUUGAGAAUCUCAUGUUUCUUUGAAGAGUGUUUGCUCGUUAGUCUAAAAGAAGAUGGCCUUACCGGUUUCAUGAUCAUCAUCUCCACUUAAAUGUUUGUUCUUUAAUUUGGUUGUAGUUGAGUUUUAUCUAUUUACUUUGGAGGGUGUCAUGAUCUUUUGUCCUUGUUGGUGGCAUUUUGUAUAUAUAUCAAAGUAUUGGCUUUGUCUUUGGAGGUGUUGCAUGUCUUUCCUCUUCACCUUUUGUUAUAUGUGGACUGAUAUGUGUAUAUUUUAUUUUGGUUACAUGUGGAUUCUCUCGAUCU